Molecule: messenger RNA, 603 nt
Organism: Metschnikowia bicuspidata var. bicuspidata NRRL YB-4993
Lineage: Eukaryota; Fungi; Ascomycota; Pichiomycetes; Serinales; Metschnikowiaceae
Product: flavoprotein WrbA
Exons: 1
Coding region: 1-603 (200 amino acids)
Molecular function (GO): FMN binding; NAD(P)H dehydrogenase (quinone) activity
Source: RefSeq, a predicted model, not a curated record
AUGGCUCCAAAAGUUGCUAUCAUCACAUAUUCCUUGUACCGCCAUGUCGCCACAAUGGCAGAGUCCGUUAAGAAGGGUGUCGAGAUUGCGGGUGGAAAAGCUGAUAUUUAUCAGAUUGCUGAAACUUUGUCGGAUGAAAUUUUGACCAAGAUGCAUGCCCCAUCCAAACCAGACUACCCAAUUGCCACUUUGGACACAUUGACCCUGUACGACGCCUUCUUGUUCGGUGUUCCUACCAGAUUCGGAAACUAUCCUGCACAAUGGAAGACCUUCUGGGACUCCACCGGUGGUUUGUGGGCUUCUGGUGCUUUGCACGGCAAGCCUGCUGGAUUUUUUGUUUCUACCGGCACCCCUGGGGGCGGUCAGGAAACCACAAUUAUCAACGCAUUGUCUGUGGUUGUCCAUCAUGGAAUGAUUUACGUGCCUUUAGGAUACGCCAAUGCAUUUGGUCAACUCACUAACAUGGAGGAGGUCCAUGGGGGCUCGCCAUUCGGAGCAGGCACGUAUGCAGGCGUUGACAGCUCUAGAACCCCUUCUACCUUGGAGUUGGAAAUUGCGAAGAUCCAGGGGUCCAGCUUCUUCAAGACGAUCCAAAAGUUCUAG